AUGGUUAAUCCUGUAAAGAAGGUUAAGAUUGUCAAGAAGCGCAUUAAGCCUUUUAUCAGGCAUCAAUCAGAUCGAUAUAAAUCCGUAAAGGGUAUUGAUAAUCGAGUUCGACGUAGAUUUAAAGGACAACUUCCAAUGCCAAAGAUUGGUUACGGUUCAAAUAAAAAGACUCGUCAUUUAAUGCCUAAUGGAUUUAAAAAAUUUCUCGUAUCUAAUGUUAGAGAAUUAGAAUUAUUACUUAUGCAUAACAAAACAUAUGCUGCCGAGAUUGCUCAUAACGUAAGUUCAAGAAAGAGAAUUGCAAUAAUUGGAAGGGCUCAACAAUUAAAUAUUAGAAUUACCAAUGCUAAAGCUCGCGUUAGUACUCAAGAAGUUGAUUAA
Funneliformis geosporum is the source of this 381-nucleotide messenger RNA. The record is from the annotation of a GenBank genome assembly. NCBI's taxonomy places the organism in Eukaryota, Fungi, Glomeromycota, Glomeromycetes, Glomerales, Glomeraceae.